UUAUGACUUAUUGCUAUUUUAGAAUCGGUUUUAUGGACCCACUCCUGAUGCGAUGCCUAAUACAAGUAACAAACAUUCUCAACGUUCAGUUUUCUCCACCUCGCCAUUUUCAGCAGUAGCAGUAGAAGUAAACAAACCCAAAUGCAAUGCAUGCUCCAUAGCUAGGGUUCCUUCACCUCGCCAUUUUCAUCCUCUAUUCUAUGUUAAACUAAUUAAUCAAAUCCCUGAAAAACAAAAACUCCAUUCUCUGCAUUCGAAAUUUCAAUGGCGGAGGAAGAGAACAACCACACAGUCACUUAUAUAGUGAAAAUCAAAGUCACACUCACCCUCCCUGAUUCAGAUGAACCCAUUCCUGAUCAUGAUCAUCAAGAAACACAACCUACUGCCAAUGUUGGCGCGGAAACGGUACCGUUGGAGGAUGGUGACGUGGCACAAGCUGUCGGUGUUGGAGCUGAAACGGCGUCGUUGAAGGAUGAUGAACGUGAUGACGUGGUGGAAGCAGCUGAAGAAUCUAUUCCUGAUCGAGAAAAACAAGCCAUGAAUGUUGGCGCCAAAACGGUGGUGUCGCUGUUGAAGGACGAUGAAGGUUCGGUUGAAGGUGAUGACAUUGCAGCUAGGGAUUCAUUCUCCGCUAAAGCUGCGGCGGCGAUAAUGAAAUGCGGCAGAAAGAAAAAGAAACGUGGAAGAAAGAGUUUUGCAGAAAUUGAAAAGAGGAAGAGGGAUGAAGAAGCGUUGUUAGGGAACAGAACAAAGGAAGAAGCUGGUGAAGGUGAUAAUGAUGCCGGCGGCUCUUCAUCAUUUCAACCGGUGAGAAAGAGACGCGGCAGAAAGAGAAAGGUGGAGAAGGAAACCACCAAAAAUGAGGUUCCACAAGUCCUCAAGAAACUUAAAAUCAGGGAGAGUAAUGCUAAGUGGAUUGAAGAGGGAUCCUUAAUGUGUCAUCAAUGUCAGAGAAACGAUAAGGGCAGGGUUGUCAGAUGCACAAAAUGCAAACGGAGAAGAUAUUGCAUACCUUGUUUAAACAAUUGGUAUCCUAAACUGAAAGAGAGUGAUAUUGCCAAGGCAUGUCCUGUGUGCUGUGAUAAUUGCAAUUGCAAAGCAUGCUUGCGGUCUUUUAAACUCAUCGAUGAAAUGAAGCGUAAGGCUGAAACCAUCAACGAGGAGGAGGUUGAGUUCUCUAAGUAUCUGCUGAAAGGACUUCUUCCACAUUUAAGACGGUUGGAUGCAGAACAAAUGAUUGAGAAGGAAAGAGAAGCCAAGAGACGAGGGCUCUCACUCUCAAAGCUAAAUAUAAAACCGGCGGAUUAUUCUAAAGAUGAGCGUGUGUUCUGUGACAACUGCAAAACAUCAAUAUUUGACUACCACAGAAGCUGUUCAAAAUGCUCUUUUGACCUUUGUCUCCUCUGUUGCUGCGAGCUCCGUGGUGGGAAGCUUCUAGGUGGUGCAGAUCCAAUUAAGCUUGGGUAUGAUUUCCGAGGUCGCGAUUAUCUACAUGGUGGAAAUGAAGAAAAACAUGUUAAAGAAAGUUUAUCACAUGCAGAGGAUGAAUCUACGACUCGUGAGUGGUCAAGAUCUGGGUGGCAUGCAAAUGUCGAUGGUAGCAUUCCUUGUCCAAAAGCUGAUAAUGAAUGUGAUCAUGGUUUCCUUGAACUGAGAAGGAUACUUCCUCCAAAUUGCAUCUCUGAGUUAGUUUGUAAAGCAAACAAACUUGCAGAAACAAUCAAGCUUCAAGAUGUAGAGGAGACUCGUGAUAAUAGGUGUUCUUGCUCGAAACCUGUUAGGCACGCCGAUGAUAUACACAAUAACAAAAGGAAGGCAGCUUUUCAUGAAGAUACAGGUGACAAAUUUUUAUACUGUCCAAGGGCUGUAGAUCUACACCAUGGAGAUUUAAGACAUUUUCAAUGGCACUGGAGCAAAGGGGAGCCUGUAAUUGUCAGCAAUGUACUUGAAUGCACAUCUGGUUUAAGCUGGGAACCACUAGUCAUGUGGCGUGCAUUCCGUCAAAUAACCAACUCCAAAUACGAUGUAGUUUUGGAUGUGAAGGCAGUUAAUUGCUUAGAUUGGUGUGAGGGAGAUAUUAAUAUCCACCAAUUCUUCACUGGGUACACAAAUGGUCGCAGCGAUUGGCUUAAAUGGCCUGAGGUGUUGAAAUUGAAAGAUUGGCCUCCUUCUGAUUUAUUUCAGGAACUUUUACCUCGUCAUCAUGCUGAGUUCAUAUCUUCCUUGCCUUAUAAAGAAUACACAAAUCCUUUUAGUGGUUCUCUCAACCUUGCUGUGAAGUUGCCGGAUUAUUGUGUAAAGCCUGACAUGGGGCCAAGAACAUAUAUUGCUUAUGGAUUUGCUCAGAAUCUCGGACGCGGUGAUUCUGUGACUAAGCUCCAUUGUGAUGUGUCUGAUGCAGUAAAUGUGUUGACUCAUAUCGCUAAAGUGGAACUAAAACCUGAGGAAAUUAGUGUCAUUAAGAAAUUGACGCGUAAGCACCUUGAGCAAGAUAAGAGGGAGCUACAUGGUGAUGGGGAGGCGGUUGAUAUGUUUCACCAACUCUCUGACACUAAUGAUGAUGACCUGAUGGUUGGAGAGGAUCCCUUAGAAGGUGCUCUCUGGGAUAUUUUUCGGAGAGAGGAUGUACCCAAAUUGAAGGAAUAUCUAGAGAAGCAUUUCAGAGAGUUCAGACAUGUCAAUUGCAUUCCUUUAAAGCAGGUUAUUGACCCCAUUCAUGAUCAGACCAUUUAUCUGACUAUGGAGCAUAAGAUGAAACUUAAGAAAGAGUAUGGAAUUGAGCCUUGGACUUUUAUUCAGAAGUUGGGAGAUGCCGUUUUCAUUCCUGCUGGUUUGCCUCACCAAGUCAGAAAUCUGAAGUCAUGCAUCAAGGUUGCACUUGAUUUUGUCUCUCCUGAACAUAUUGGUGAGUGCUUCCGUUUGACAGAGGAAUUCCGCAAGCUUCCGAUAAAUCACAGAUCCGCCGCAGACAAGUUUGAGGUGAAGAAAAUUGCCGUACAUGCUAUGCUUGAUGUGGUUGAAAAAUUAGAGAAAGCAAGGUCUGGGAAAACCAAGGUUUGUGCGUAAAUAUACCAGAGGGAGAAAGAGAUUGAAUCCAUUUGGGAGUGUAAUUUAUUUUGAGUCGCUUGAUUAGGUUUGGUAAUCUUGGGUUCUUUAUAACAAAACAGAAAGGUUCCAUAUUUGUUUUAACCGUUGCACUUGAAACAUUAUAUGCCGACUUGCAUUGGUGUACAUCUGAGUAUCGUAGCUUGUAUGUACCUAUGGUGCUAACUAUCAGGUUGAUUCAAGUUUGGGCAGAUGCUAAUGUGAAUGUAUAUAUAAAAAGAAGAUUAUAAAUUGUCCUUGUUGCAGCAUGUUUUACAUAA
This is a messenger RNA of Medicago truncatula (barrel medic), 3365 nucleotides long. Its product is annotated as lysine-specific demethylase JMJ25. Lineage: Eukaryota; Viridiplantae; Streptophyta; Magnoliopsida; Fabales; Fabaceae. Bases 265 to 3066 code for a protein of 933 amino acids. Gene Ontology annotation, biological process: regulation of transcription by RNA polymerase II. The transcript is spliced from 13 exons. The record is from RefSeq and is a predicted model, not a curated record. Gene Ontology annotation, molecular function: histone H3K9 demethylase activity; chromatin DNA binding; transcription coregulator activity. Gene Ontology annotation, cellular component: chromatin; histone deacetylase complex.